GAAUAGAAUUACAAAUCAUUUAAAGUGAAUUUAAAACUUUAUUUACGUAGAAUUGUCAGAAUAACGAUAACAGAAUAAUACUACGAAGAGGAGCCAUGUGAAUAAGCGUAAAUUACGAACGCUAGAUUGCAGAUUAAACUCCCGUUUCUCGAUACGUGGUUUAGUUUGGCGUAUAGCGUAAAAUAAAGUUAGGAGGAGAGAGAGAUAGCUCGAGAGAAAUAGGAUGUGAAAGGAGUGAGGUUCGAAGAGAGGGGUGAGGACGCGAGUUCUGGGGGUAGCUGUGCCAUGCCAGUGGCUGCAUCGAUCGUUUUCUACUGAGCUACAGCGCCCGUCUCCAACGGAUGGACAAUGCGACCUCGUCGCGCCAGAAAAAUACUGUAAAUCGCGAUAACGAACGGCGUUAGAGAGAAUUGACUGUUGGACUGGACGAGACGUCGCGUCUGUCGCCACCCAACUGCUGGCCGAAAUGAUACGUCGUGCGUAUCGAUCUCGAACCGAUCAGAAACGCGACUUACACGAGCGAAACUUUCGCGUCCUCUCGCCUCCCUUUUAAUCGAUGACGUUUUGUUUUCUACGUACUGUAGUAUGUACUUUUUAAUCAAGCACGCGCUAACGAACUUUCUCUCUGUCUUUCUUUUUCUCUCUCGCAACCGAUCUCAAAUGUUUCCCAAGGGAAAAUGAUACGUUUCCUUCUCGUCUGAAGUAUAUGAUCGCGCAACGCAACCGAGAUGGUCGUGCGGGCGCGAGUGAAGCCGAGGGUCGAAGGGUUGUUGAAGUUUAUUCAAGGUUGAGCGAACUUCACGUGUCGCUUAUCAAAGGCCAGGCGCGACGGUAUUUCCCCACGGCGUUUCCUCGAUGGAAAAUCGAGAGGACUGAAGGAUUACAGGCGGAAACAUGCCCGAACGAUCGUCGGCAAGAACGUACGAGCGGCUCAUUACGAGCGAGGGUCGCGGGCUUGCCGCCACUUGAAUGUCACCGCCGGAGAACAAAUGAUCAGGGCGCGGGAUGGGCGAAUCCUGGCUCUCGGUCCUAUUCGCUGCCACGCUGACAACUAUCACGAUGAUGGCGGUGACGAAGGCCGAUUCAUCUUCGACGCCGUCUCUGUCGACGACCGCUCGUGACGACAUCGUUAACUCCAAACGGGCGGCCAUUGAGGAAGCUUUGGACGUGAUAGAGGCGGCAUCGACGGGUUCCCUGGGCGAGGUUUGCGUUAGUAUGACGGGAUUUAAAUCCCUUCCGGCUGAUGUCAUCCUGGACCCAAGGCGUUACGACGCGGCACGUCAGAAGGCCGACAUGACUGCUAUGGUGCUUCGAAAUCUCGGGGCUACCGAGGCGAUGCGACGUAACGUUCUUUUAGACGCCUUGACCAAGUCCCUGCUCGUGUCAGUGGACGACGCUGUGGAGGCAAGGGUGAUAGCGCUGAACGCGUCCACCGGCACGGUCAUCACUGCAGUGUGGCUUAAACGCAGUCCCGGCAGUGUCGGUGAGCCCUCCAAGGUCGAAAGUCACGCGGUUCAACCCGGAUCACAACCUGAUUCCAGUUUACCAUGGUUCGAGAACGCAGGCAGCAGCGCCGGAUUAAGGUCACCGAAAUUCAUGCAGUCACCGCCGAUUGAAUCCUACAGGGGUUGGUGGACCAUCCCGUACUUUUCCUGCAAAACUCGCCGUUGGCUCAUUUCGUAUAGCGUCAACGUCAAGCCACUGGAUGUCCGACCCGGGGUGCGGGAAUUCAUCAGCAUGGAUAUUGAUAUAAGCGGAUUGGAAGUGAAUCAGUGUGAUGGCCCGACGCAAAACCGUAACGACGGACUUGAGACUUCGAGCAAUCAAAUAGCCUUUUUUAAGGGCACUCACAAGUGUCACACCGAUACCACCCAAUGCGUGUAUCAAGGACCCGGCAGCCGAGUGAAUGAAAAUGGAGUGGGUGCCGGUUGGGCGAAAGGCGCAUAUGUGUGUAAGUGUCGGCAAGGCUUUUAUAGCGUCAGUCAUCAUCAGUCAGGUUUCAACGGGAGUCUCGUGGAAGCUGCGUGGAAGGAAAUGAAAGAGAACAAGAGUAACUCCUAUGAGAAAGUAUUUCUAUGUUUACGCUGCGCACCGGGAUGCGCCAGGUGCAAAGGCCCUGAGCCUUGCUUGGCGACGUACAACUGGCCAUUUAGAAUCUCGCUGUUAGCUGUUUCAAUUUUCUGCGCAUUCGGCACUAUCGUCCUAGUGGCGUACAUGUAUCAGCACCGUAAACUAAAAGUAUUCAAAGUGGCUUCCCCGAUAUUUCUAUCUAUCACACUUUUGGGCUGCGCCUUGAUGUAUCUCGAGAUGGCCGCUAUAUUCCCGGUCCUCGAUAUGUAUUCGUGUAUCGCCACAAAGUGGACGAGACAUAUGGGUUUCUGCGUCUCGUAUACGGCGCUUCUGAUGAAAACUUGGCGAGUUUCCCUUACAUACCGAGUGAAAAGCGCUCACAAAGUUAAGCUGACGGACAAACAGUUGUUGCAAUGGAUGGUGCCCAUCCUACUGGUGAUGUUAAUUUAUCUUGGAACGUGGACCGUCAGCGCACCGCCUUACGCAGAAGUAAUUGCGGAUAAUCAUGACUUGAAAUUCUACCAGUGUUCUUAUAAUUGGUGGGAUCACAGUCUGGCUAUUGGUGAAAUUCUUUUUCUUGCCUGGGGCAUAAAGGUAUGUUACAACGUGCGAAAUGCGGAAAGUCUGUUUAACGAGGCCCGUUUGAUAAGUUACGCCAUUUACAAUAUAGCCGCGGUGAAUAUAACCAUGAUAGCUAUUCAUCUUUUCAUAUUUCCCCGUGCCGGACCGGAUAUCAAAUACCUGUUGGGCUUCCUGCGGACUCAGUUGUCAACAUCUGUUACGGUCUUCCUCGUAUUCGGCCCUAAAGUAAUCAGAGUAUUACGAGGCCAAGGAGAUCAGUGGGACAGUCGAGCAAGAGCACGCGGUGUCACCGCAAGUUUUUCCUUGAACGGAAUCGGUUUAGUCCCAGAGGAAACGACAGAUUUAUAUCAGGAAAAUGAAGAGCUGAAGGAGGAAAUUCAGAAGUUGGCCGCACGAAUUGAAUUUAUGAAGAUAGUGCACAUGGAGAUGCAUAACCGACACAUCAAACCGAAAAUGGGCGGUUACUUCAGCACGCAUGGUCAUGGUCAUGGGCAUCCAUCUGCCGGCCAGAGUCCCAUCGCUAAGAGCUCUACGGCCAGUUUUAUUCUCAAACAGACGGCCGUGGAGCGAGGUGCGACAGCAGCCGCAGCUGCGGCCGUCGAGGACUCGACCUUUCCGUCCGGAAGUCUGCACAGAGCGCGAAGAUCGGAAAUGCUGAGGGAGAGGAAGGCAGAGAGGGAAAGGGAACGCGAAAAAGAGCGGAAUAAGGAUAAAGAACAGAAGGAGAAGUCGCGAACAAGCGGCGAGAAAGUUUGACUAGUAGUCAAUAGUGAGGAGGUAUGGUUGUGACGAAGACAGUGUCUCGACAGAAAUAAGAAGACGCGAGGAAACCGGAGAAAAAA
Messenger RNA from Solenopsis invicta (red fire ant), 3494 nucleotides. RefSeq names its product probable G-protein coupled receptor CG31760. The transcript has 18 exons. Gene Ontology annotation, biological process: G protein-coupled receptor signaling pathway. The coding region runs from base 1006 to 3408 and encodes 800 amino acids. The record is from RefSeq and is a predicted model, not a curated record. NCBI's taxonomy places the organism in Eukaryota, Metazoa, Arthropoda, Insecta, Hymenoptera, Formicidae. Gene Ontology annotation, molecular function: G protein-coupled receptor activity. Gene Ontology annotation, cellular component: membrane.